Oncorhynchus kisutch (coho salmon) is the source of this 2285-nucleotide messenger RNA. Its product is annotated as aquaporin-8-like. Gene Ontology annotation, biological process: water transport; transmembrane transport. NCBI's taxonomy places the organism in Eukaryota, Metazoa, Chordata, Actinopteri, Salmoniformes, Salmonidae. Bases 49 to 861 code for a protein of 270 amino acids. The record is from RefSeq and is a predicted model, not a curated record. Gene Ontology annotation, molecular function: water channel activity. The transcript is spliced from 5 exons. Gene Ontology annotation, cellular component: plasma membrane; basolateral plasma membrane.
UAACGACCCAUGGGCUGUUUCCAGUCUUACACAGUCUAACCCAACACCAUGGCUCUCUAUGAGUCUAAGACCGAGCUCUGGGACCUGGACAUCAAUGUGAUCCAGCCAGAGGGGAAAGGUCCAGAUCCAGCCACAGAUGGAAACAGCAGUACCGAGCCGUUCAGGGAUGCGUUCCAACGUUAUAUCCAGCCCUGUCUGGCAGAGCUGCUGGGUUCAUCUCUGUUUAUCUUUGUGGGGUGUCUGUCUGUGAUCGAGAACACAGAGGGCACCGGAAGGCUGCAGCCGGCCCUGGCACACGGCCUGGCCCUGGGCAUCGUUAUCGCCGUGCUGGGGGAGAUCAGUGGGGGCCACUUCAACCCAGCAGUGUCUGUGUCUGUGUUUCUGAUCGGGGGUCUCAACAUCAUACUGCUGGUCCCCUACAUACUGGCUCAGAUGUGUGGAGGGAUGAUAGGGGCAGGACUAGCCAAGGUGAUUUCCCCAUCCAUGAACUAUGGCAAAGUUUCAGGGGCAGCAUUCGACACAGUGCAGGCCGACACCCAGAUAGUACCAGCCACGGUGGCAGAGGUGAUCAUGACUCUGUUCCUGACGAUGGUGGUGUGUAUGGGGGCCGUGAAUGGACGCACGCGCAGCCUGUUGGCACCUCUCUGCAUCGGGCUGACCGUGACCGCAGACAUCCUGGCUGGGGGAGCAGUGUCUGGGGCAUGUAUGAACCCAGCUCGUGCCUUUGGCCCGGCCGUGGUGGCCGACUACUGGAGCUAUCACUGGAUCUACUGGGUGGGACCCAUGUCUGGAGCCCUGCUAACCGCCAGCUUCAUACGAUUACUGCUUGGGGAUGAGAAAACCAGAGUUCUCUUGAUAUGAUACAGAUGUAGGUUUCCAGUUCAAGUCCAUAAAAAAGUCAAUUUCCAAAAUCCACAUAAAUUCUAACAGUAUUUUCGUGUUACUAUUUCCAUGUCUCUUAGUUUAAAAUAAUCUUACCAAUGUAACUUUAUUCUAUGCCGGUAUAUAUAGAUUAUCUAUUGUCCAUAAAUGCAAUCAAUUUUAUUCAAUGCCAUUUGUAUAAACAAAUUUUUGUGCAUUAAAUAUUGCAUUGUAUAUUUCUUUCUAUGAUUGAUCCCUUUUGACAUAGUAGAAGUGACUUCUGGCCCAGUCUGUGUUUUAUACCGCCACCUUUUGGUUAUGUGGUGAACUACAGCCUUGCAUUGGUCUGACUCUCACUGUCCUGUGAUACAACCUUCCAUAUGCGUCAUGCCUUUUCACUGAUUAUCUGCACACAGACAUCCAAAAACUAGCCACAUUAGAUAACAUUGAAUUUGACACUGUAAUUGCUAUCUUGACUGAAAGUCUCAGCCAUAGAAAUAUAAUUACUAGAAAGGCCAUAGCCCCUCAGACAACCGGUUCUCCCAUUAUGGACUCAUUGACUUGAACGGGGACCUCUCUUCUAGUAAUUAUAUUUCUAUGGCAGACACUCAUUUGAGACAGUGGUAUGUGAAUGUUUAAAAAAUGUUGCAGUGAAGAUUCAAGAAAUUAAGUAUAAAUGUGUACAGCAGAGGAGUUGUCGUCAUGUCCAUUUAUUGAUUUGUACGUUGGAAAUAUAGAAGAUACUGUUUCUUUCAUAUGCAAUUAAUACAAAUGAAUUAUUAAAUGAAUUCAUGAAUUCCAUUAGUGCCCCCUCAAGAAUAAGUACAUACUGUACAUGAUGCCUGUAUGCACAGUAACAGUCUGAUUUUGCCACAUUCUACACAUUUACAAUGUCAAUGUAUUUAUCACCUGUUAUUUGCUGAUGGAUGUGUCUACCAUUUAGGACACAUAAUAAGAUAUUACAAAGUGUAAAAAGCCAGUUUCAUGUUUCACUGGGUUGUCUUUUACUCCCUUCAGAGAAUAACAGGAACAGACUUUGCACAGGUGCAGAGACUUCGUCAAACUGUCUAGUUUUAAUGCUUUAUCUUAUCUAGCUGGGACUGGCUAACAUCAAUGAUCUAUGCAUGAUUAAUACAAGCAGGUUAACCAAGAUUAAACUUGUUUGUUUGGCCUGGAAAUCUAGAACAUUAUGUCUAGUAGUAGGCUGCUGUAUUAACAAACUAACAAAACAUUUAGUUGAUUUAAAUAGUAAAAACAUAUCAUAGUCAUAUUGACAUAUGCUCUACCCUGAAAAUGUUGUUUUCAAAUCAGUGCCAACAAAAUAUCUGUCUGCUGGACAAUUACUAUACUUUAAAACUGUAAACUGGUUGUCUGUUGUACUGUGUUCACUAGAGUAAACUGACUUGGAUUAAUCAUAACAUGGA